This is a messenger RNA of Vidua macroura (Pin-tailed whydah), 3496 nucleotides long. RefSeq names its product BCL2 associated transcription factor 1 (gene BCLAF1). Lineage: Eukaryota; Metazoa; Chordata; Aves; Passeriformes; Viduidae. The transcript has 14 exons. The record is from RefSeq and is a predicted model, not a curated record. Gene Ontology annotation, biological process: positive regulation of transcription by RNA polymerase II. Gene Ontology annotation, molecular function: transcription coregulator activity; DNA binding. The coding region runs from base 366 to 3128 and encodes 920 amino acids. Gene Ontology annotation, cellular component: mediator complex.
UAUCCCGAUUAUCCCGCGCCAGCCGACGGAAAGGGACAGGAACAGGCGGUCGCCGUCACCGCCCUGACGCGGGCCACCGCUUCCCGUGGGAGCCGGACCGAGUCGGUGCCGUUCCUCCCUGCGCCCCGGGAAGCGAAGACAAAAUCUGAAAUGGUCCGAUACACUACUGUGCUCCUUCAGAGACUCAUGCUUGCUGAUGAUGAGAAGUAAAAACUUAAUCUUAAUAAAGCAUAUAUUUUGUAGAAAUUGGAAAUAUCUUGGUCACUACUAGUGAAUGGAAUCAGUAUUGCUGAAAGCACAGAGUUUUGAAAUAAUUUCUUCAUUGACACCAACUAACACUUUGAGGAGUAGAUCUACUGGCAAAAAUGGGUCGAUCUAAUUCUAGAUCACAUUCGUCAAGAUCGAAGUCCAGAUCUCAGUCCAGCUCUAGGUCAAGAUCCAGAUCACAUUCAAGAAAAAAGAGAUACAGUUCCAGGUCUCGGUCAAGGACGUAUUCCCGAUCUCGAAGCAGAGAUCGUGUUUAUUCUAGAGAUUAUCGCAGAGAUUACAGAAAUAAUAGAGGAAUGAGACGUCCCUAUGGUUACAGAGGAAGAGGUAGAGGGUAUUAUCAAGGAGGAGGUGGUAGAUACCAUCGUGGAGGUUAUAGGCCUGUCUGGAACCGAAGACACUCCAGAAGCCCUAGGCGUGGCCGCUCCCGUUCCAGAAGUCCAAAACGAAGGUCGGUGUCUUCCCAGAGGUCCCGGAGCAGGUCUCGUCGAUCUUACAGAUCUUCCAGGUCCCCAAGGUCCUCUUCAUCUCGUUCUUCAUCCCCAUACAGCAAAUCACCUGUCUCUUCCAAAAGACGCGCAUCUCUGGAAAAGCAGGCAAAGAAGACUGAAGGGGCUCCUUUGCAAGACAGUCCUUUGAAAAAUAAGUCACAAGAUGAACAGAAAGAUACAUUUGAACAUGACCCAUCAGAGUCUCUUGACGAUUUUAACAAAUCAUCAGCAGCUUCUGGCGACAUUUGGCCUGGCCUUUCAGCGUAUGAUAACAGUCCAAGGUCACCCCAUAGUCCUUCUAUUGCCACCCCACCUAGUCAGAGUUCAUCUUGCUCUGAUGCCCCUCUGCUUAGCACAGCCCACUCAGCAAAGGACACACCUCAGCAUUCCCAUUCCAUUCAGCAUAGUCCUGAGAGAUCUGGCUCUGGUUCUCUUGGAAAUGGUUCUAGCCGCUAUAGUCCUUCUCAGAAUAGCCCAUUGCAUCAUAUCCCUUCAAGGAGAAGCCCUGCAAAGACAAUCCCAUCACAGAGUGCCCCCCGUGAGGAAGCUCGAGUGCGGUCAUUUUAUCCUGAGGGUGGUGAACAGGAAACUGCAAAAGGUGGAAAGUUUAUGAAAAGGUACACAGAUGAAGAGUCUAGAGUAUACCUGCUUGAUAGGGGUAAUACCAGGGAGAAGGAGGCCCAGAAGGAGAGAGGAUCAGAAAAAGGGAGGACAGAGGGAGAAAGGGAAUGGGAGGAACAGGAAACUUUAGAUUUUUUCGUUGAUAAAGAGACUGGGAAGGAGAAGUUUAAUGACUCUGAAGGGGAGGACACAGAGGAGACAGAGGAUUACAGACAGUUCAGAAAAUCUGUCCUGGCAGAUCAGGGUAAAAAUUUUCCUACUGCAUCUCACCGGAAUGCUGAGGAGGAAGGAACCAAAUACAAAUCUAAAAUAUCAAUCAAGGGCAAUAGAGAGAGCGAUGGAUUUAGAGAUGAGAAAAGUUUUAAGCUUAAAGAGACUGGCUAUGUAGUGGAAAGGCCUAGUGCAACAAAAGAUAAGCACAAGGAAGAAGACAAGAGUUCUGAGAGACUAAUGAUGAAGAAAGAAACUCAGUCACCUGAGCAGGUAAAGUCUGAAAAGCUCAAAGAACUCUUUGAUUACAGUCCUCCUCUACACAAGAAUCUGGAUGCGAGAGAAAAAUCCACCUUCAGAGAGGAGAGCCCACUUAGGAUCAAAAUGAUAGCCAGUGACUCCCAUCGUCCUGAAGUUAAACUCAAAAUGGCACCAGUACCGCUUGAUGAUUCCAAUAGACCUGCUUCCUUGACUAAAGACAGGCUGCUUGCUAGCACACUUGUCCAUUCCGUCAAGAAGGAGCAAGAGUUCCGAUCCAUCUUUGACCACAUUAAGUUGCCACAGGCCAGCAAAAGCACAUCAGAGUCAUUUAUUCAGCAUAUUGUCUCCUUGGUUCACCAUGUCAAAGAGCAAUACUUCAAGUCAGCUGGAAUGACCCUAAAUGAGAGAUUCACUGCGUAUCAAAAAGCAACUGAAGAACACUGCACCCGACAAAAGAGCCCAGAAAUACAUAGGAGGAUUGACAUCUCUCCAAGUACCCUGAGGAAGCAUACCCGUUUAACAGGUGAAGAGAGAGUCUUUAAGGAAGAAAGUCAAAAAGGAGAUAAAAAAUUAAGGUGUGAUUCUGCUGAUCUUCGGCAUGACAUUGACCGACGUAGAAAAGAACGAAGUAAAGAGCGAGGAGACUCAAAGGGUUCCAGGGAAUCCAGUGGGUCAAGAAAGCAAGAGAAAACGCCAAAAGAUUACAAGGAUUACAAAUCUUACAAAGAUGACAGUAAACAAAAAAGAGACCAAGACCGUGCUCGGUCCUCCCCAUCUUCCUCCCCAUCUUCUUCUUCAUCCAGUUCUCGAGAAGAAAAGGAUUGCAAGAAAGAAAGAGAUGAAGAGUUCAAAACCCACCAUGAACAGAAAGAAUACUCUGGUUUUGCAGGAGUCAACAGGCCAAGAGGCACCUUUUUUCGAAUUAGGGGCAGAGGAAGAGCCAGAGGAGUCUUUGCUGGAACAAAUACUGGUCCCAGCAACUCAAAUACUACUUUUCAGAAGAGACCGAAGGAGGAGGAAUGGGAUCCUGAAUAUACCCCAAAAAGCAAGAAAUACUUCUUGCAUGAUGACAGAGACGAUGGUGUGGAUUAUUGGGCCAAAAGAGGAAGAGGCCGUGGUGCUUUCCAGCGUGGCAGAGGGCGUUUUAACUUCAAAAAGUCAGGUAGCAGUCCGAAGUGGACACAUGACAAAUAUCAAGGGGAUGGGAUUGUGGAAGAUGAGGAAGAAACAAUUGAGAAUAAUGAAGAAAAGGACAGACGCAAAGAGGAAAAGGAAUAACCCGGAAGAAAGUUGUAGCUGAAAGAGCAGCUCUUGCACCACCCACACAACAUUUUUAAUAUGUUUUUUUUUUGUUGUCAAAUGAAUGUAAGCAUUUUACUUAAAUUUUACUGUUGGAAAGUAGUUUAGAGAGAUUGUUUUCGUUUUAAGCCUUUAGAAAAAAAUCAUGAUAUAGUAAACUAUGUUAAUGAUCGUACAGGUAGAAAGUAAAAUAUUUGUAACAACUUUUAAGAAAUUUUACUGUUUGUUAUAUGCAGUGUAAUUCUGCUUUGUCCAAAUAUAUGGUCAAGUACAACUCUAAAAGUUUUGAUUCUCCCCUAUGUCUGUGUUUUAUUCUGAAGUAAACUUACAGCUCUGCACACCUGAAA